GGAGAUCAGGAGGACAACUCGGCCAACAAGAUGCUGAAGCGCUGCCUUAGCAAAGGGGUCGUCAUCGUGCCUUUAAUUCUGGUCGUUGGGCUGAUCUCCACAAAGCCGGCUACAGGUGAAGAAGAAUCUGGAACAACGAUCCCUGCUGAAAGUCGUCCGUGCGUUGACUGCCAUGCGUUUGAAUUCAUGCAGAGAGCCCUGCAAGAUUUAAAGAAGACAGCUUAUAAUUUAGAUACACGGACAGAAACCUUGCUUUUCAAAGUGGAGAAGCGAACCCUGUGUGACUGUUUAACUGCAAACGCCUUGAACUGAACGCCAGAGGACCGCCCGGGAGCCGCCCAUCCUUCGGUCUCGAAACAUAGAGCUACGGCAAGCCUGUCAGCUGCAGGACACUCAUAAGACUAGGUGUGUGUGGGGGGGGAUCGGGGGCGUGAGAUGG
Gekko japonicus is the source of this 439-nucleotide messenger RNA. RefSeq names its product chromosome unknown open reading frame, human C4orf48 (gene NICOL1). The transcript has 4 exons. The coding region runs from base 31 to 312 and encodes 93 amino acids. Lineage: Eukaryota; Metazoa; Chordata; Lepidosauria; Squamata; Gekkonidae. The record is from RefSeq and is a predicted model, not a curated record.